ACUCUAAAAAUAUUUCCGGUCUUCUUCAACCUUUCUCUCACUAAAACGAAGAGAGGGAAAGAAGACCAUUUUUGAGAUCAAAGAAAUUAACAUGGGUAAUUGCGCUAGUGAACCCAAGACCAAGGGUGAUGAUGCUGCUGGAGUCCCAGCACCCGAGCCCAGGACGGAUGAGUCGGUCCAGGGCAACGAGGUGCACCCCGAGCUGCAGCAGGAGGAGAACAAGGCUGAUGAUGGAGAUGCUCAGCAAAACAAGCAACCCUCUCUUGGGGCCUUGCUCAAGGAGGAAGAAGAAAAGACAGCUCAAGUUGCGGCAAAGCUAGAAGAAGCCGAAGAAAAGGCAAAGACGACUGAAAAGAAAGAGGAAGUAGUGGUUGAGCUGGAGAAGGCAUCUGAAGCAGCACCAGUUGCAGUUACCCAAGAAGACAAGAAAUCUGAUAUUGAGGAGAAGAAACCAGAAGUGAAGGAGACCAAACCAGAAGUGGAGGAGACCAAACCAGAAGUGAAGGAGAUUAAACCAGAAGAGAAGGAGACAAAACCAGAAGAGAAAGUGACAAAACCAGAAGAAAAGGAGACAAAACCAGAAGAGAAGGAAACAAAAGAAGAAAAGAAGGAGCAAAUAUGAAGACCUGCUAAGGGAGUCACUGUGGGCCUGUAAUUCUACUAAAAGACUUUAUAAAAAAUUUGUGUGUUUCCAAAUGUUUUGAAGAGAAAGCUAAUGGAUUGGUUGGGGAAGAAUGAGUCUCCUUUCUCUGUUUUAGUUGGAUUUGCUGGUUUACAUAUGGUUUUUCUUGCUGAAUCUUUUUGGUAUAUUUCACAAAUAUCCUUAGAUGUUUAA
Messenger RNA from Prunus avium (sweet cherry), 835 nucleotides. RefSeq lists its product as uncharacterized. NCBI's taxonomy places the organism in Eukaryota, Viridiplantae, Streptophyta, Magnoliopsida, Rosales, Rosaceae. The record is from RefSeq and is a predicted model, not a curated record.